Messenger RNA from Lactuca saligna, 723 nucleotides. The record is from the annotation of a GenBank genome assembly. NCBI's taxonomy places the organism in Eukaryota, Viridiplantae, Streptophyta, Magnoliopsida, Asterales, Asteraceae.
AUGGACCAUGCCGACCUAUCAAAGGAUGAUGAUCCUUCAAAGGAUAAAGGGAAAUACGAUCUAGAGGAAGUCGAAGAGUCUGAGGAUGAGGGCAUACUACAAGAUGCUCACAAGAUGAACAACGACAGCCUCGUAGAGGAUGAUGAGGGCCUCACUGAUAAGGAACCUGCACCACCUACCCCACCACCUUCUCCACAUAAGCCAUACUACCAUCCAUACUGCAAUUAUGGCAAGAGUCCACUAAUUAUGAGGACCCCAAGUUUGAGUGUUCCUCUAGUAUAUCACUUGGACCCAUCCAUUGCUGUUUCCCGACCCAUUAGUGGUCGUAAGAGGAAACUAAACUUGCCUCAUGAGCCAUCUUGGCUAACUAACUUGCUCGAAAAGGGGAUGAAUAUUGAAGAUCCUCCACGGUUUCAGAUAGGCAAGUCUUAUCAGGCUCCGCUACAUGUGUCACUCAGGGAUGAUCCCGAGAAUAACCCAAUCCAUCGCCUGAUGAGUCAGGGUGACAGAUUAUCUAAAAGAAGAGUUGGAAGACUCGAAAAGGAGGAGAAGGAUGACACAAUAGCCAUCCAGACCGUCUACCAGCACAUAGGUGCAUGUUGCACCAAGGAAAACACUUUGUGUGCUCAUUUACGGGCCCUAGCGUAUCGGACUCUGAUUUUAGUGAGUCAGUUGGAUGCAUCCGAGCACCAAGCGGUCGUUGCUGAGAAAAGGCAAAGCUAG